Atta colombica is the source of this 1122-nucleotide messenger RNA. It is a transcript of the gene 5-HT1, whose product is annotated as 5-hydroxytryptamine receptor 2A-like. Gene Ontology annotation, biological process: adenylate cyclase-activating adrenergic receptor signaling pathway. Gene Ontology annotation, cellular component: membrane. The record is from RefSeq and is a predicted model, not a curated record. The transcript is spliced from 5 exons. Bases 7 to 1122 code for a protein of 371 amino acids. Gene Ontology annotation, molecular function: G protein-coupled receptor activity. NCBI's taxonomy places the organism in Eukaryota, Metazoa, Arthropoda, Insecta, Hymenoptera, Formicidae.
CUCAUAAUGGCACAUAUUUUUGUUACAGGGAAUUUGUUCGUGAUAGCGGCUAUUCUGUUAGAGCGAAACUUACAAUCUGUAGCAAAUUAUUUAAUUGUCAGUUUGGCUGUCGCGGAUCUUAUGGUCGCCUGCCUCGUAAUGCCUCUUGGAGCUGUUUAUGAAAUAAACUCGGGAUGGUCACUCGGUCCGGAGCUCUGCGACAUGUGGACUAGCAGCGACGUUCUGUGCUGCACAGCCUCGAUAUUGCAUCUGGUGGCUAUCGCGGUCGACAGAUAUUGGGCAGUCACCGAUAUCAAUUAUAUACAGGCGAGGAAUCCGAGAAGAAUCGGCAUCCUGAUCAUCACCGUGUGGGUGGUAUCCUUAGGAAUCUCAUUAGCGCCUCAGCUCGGAUGGAAGGAUCCUGAUUAUUUGGUCCGCAUAGCCCAAGGGACGUGUCUUGUGUCGCAGGAUCCUGCAUAUCAGAUUUUCGCAACUUGCGCGACGUUUUAUGUCCCACUUCUAGUUAUUUUAUUCCUGUAUUGGAGGAUAUUCCAAGCGGCGCGAAAAAGGAUUAGGAAGAGACCUGGCACUAUUCUUCAGCCGCCGCGUGAACGAAGGGGCAUCCUCAGGCUCGUCACGAGAAGGCCGCGUGAGGAAUCGACGGCGUUCACCAUCACGAGAACUACGCCAGACCACUCGUCCAUCUCGCCGGAGAAGUCAUCGUCAUACAACGGCGCGAAUGCCACACCGUCGACGACGGUAACACCGACGGCAAUCUCGACGACGACGACCACUACCACCACGACGACAUUGACAAAUCCGACCAGCACGAGCCAGCAGCCGGUAGUCAAGUGCACGAAGCGCACACGCGAGACGAUCGAGUCGAAGCGCGAGCGUAAGGCAGCGAAGACCCUGGCGAUCAUCACCGGUGCCUUCGUCGCCUGCUGGCUACCAUUCUUUUUCACCACGCUGCUGCAAGCCACAUGCCAGACUUGUAAGCCACCCGAAGUCGUGUCCAGUGUGUUCCUAUGGCUCGGAUACUUCAACAGCACCCUCAACCCCGUAAUUUACACUGUGUUCUCGCCGGAAUUUCGGCAGGCAUUCAAAAGGAUGCUGUGCGGUGGUACACGGGGACUUCGCUGA